Messenger RNA from Osmerus eperlanus (European smelt), 2483 nucleotides. It is a transcript of the gene bpnt1, whose product is annotated as bisphosphate nucleotidase 1. Gene Ontology annotation, biological process: phosphatidylinositol phosphate biosynthetic process. Gene Ontology annotation, molecular function: 3'(2'),5'-bisphosphate nucleotidase activity. The record is from RefSeq and is a predicted model, not a curated record. Lineage: Eukaryota; Metazoa; Chordata; Actinopteri; Osmeriformes; Osmeridae. The transcript has 10 exons. The coding region runs from base 136 to 1149 and encodes 337 amino acids.
GGCAUUUGGACCCAACGGCCAAAUAAGUGUAGAACGGUACUGUUUCCGUCUGUUCUGUAGUGGGCUGUUUUGGAUUCAUCCUGGUUUGGCUAUCUAGACGAAGUUCCUACAAAUUGUCUUGACUCAUAAACCUCCAUGUCGGGAAACCCAGCUGUAGUGAUGCGUCUCAUGGCCUCAGCAUACGCUGUAGCCGAGAAGGCAGGGGCCAUCACAAGGAGGGUCCUUCAAAGUGGAGACCUUGGCAUUGUGGAAAAGACAGGAGCCAAUGACUUGCAGACACUGGCAGACAGGCUGGUCCAGCAGAGCAUCUGUGCUUCUCUGUCUAAACACUUUCCCCAAAUCACCAUCAUUGGAGAGGAGGAUCUGCCAGAAGAGGAAGUGAAGGAAGAUUUGAUUGAGAGCGGGCAGUUUGAAGAGAUCCUGCAGAAGGCCUGUCCAGUUGAAUACAACACCUUGAAAGAGGAGGAGUUGGUGGUCUGGGUUGACCCCCUCGAUGGGACUAAAGAAUAUACUGAAGCGGCGCGGUGUCUCUACCUCCCAGACCAGGCCGAGGUGUCACACACCAGGCUGGAUGCUUCUGAGCGUCGACGCACGGCGCUCCGGCUUUUGGAUCAUGUGACUGUGCUCAUUGGAAUCGCACAUGGAGGAAAGGCUAUUGCUGGGGUCAUAAACCAGCCAUUUUACAAUUAUGAGCUUGGGGCAGGUGCAGAGCUGGGCAGGACCCUGUGGGGAGUGCUCGGACUGGGAGCCUUUGGGUUCCAACUACAGGAAGUCCCAGACGGGAAGCGCAUCGUCACUACUACCCGUUCCCAUAGCAACAAGCUAGUCACGGACUGUGUCCAGGCCAUGGAGCCUGACGAGGUGAUCAAAGUGGGCGGAGCCGGAAAUAAGAUUAUCCAGCUGGUGGAAGGGAAGGCCUCUGCAUAUGUGUUUGCCAGUCUGGGGUGCAAGAAGUGGGACACAUGCGCCCCUGAAGCCAUCCUGCAUGCAGUGGGAGGCAAACUGACAGACAUGCAUGGCAAUGCCUAUCGUUAUGACGCCAAUGUGAAGCAUAUGAACUCAACAGGAGUGCUGGCCACUCUACGCAACCACCAGUACUAUGCCAGUAGGGUGCCACAGUCUGUUCUCCAGGCCCUGAAGACCGACUGAGACCAUUCUUGUCAUCAGGUUGACAAGAAUGGUCCUGUACUAUAAGUGGCAGGGAUAAAGUAGGAUAUAGAUAUUAUUGUUAGAAGAUACAGUUAUCUGCUUAAUCACAAUCAUGUACCUUAUGUUCUUGUAAGUGAAUCAGAAUGCAUGUUGUUUUUGAUAUCUGUUGUGUAAUAAAAACACUUGUGACUGAACAGUAAUAUUUACAUGACAAGCGUGGCCGAACAUCAACAUCACUCUUCUGUUUAUUUCAUUCAAAGGAUCUGAAACACUUGUACAAAUCUUUAGACACUUACAGUUUCCAACUUGAAUAGACCAACAGAUUAACAAAGAAAAAGGCAAGAUUUUAAUCAAAAUCUACAGUUUUUAAAUCAUUAGAAUAUUCCUGUAAAUGUUAAUUAGUUGGAUGAAAAUGACACUGAUGCGCAGUGUCAUCUUAUAUGAGUGUACAGCUAGCAUGAACACCCAUGUUUACAUUUGAUAUUUGGAUCAGUCACUUGUCCAUUCUUCCUCAACCUCUUGGUCGUUCUUACAAACAUGUACCAGUAGGUGGCGCACUGUUAAACGCCAGUGCCAUCUCUGCCUUCCACUGCGCUUGGUGAGCGUGUGCACAACCUCGCUAUGAUGAUGUCAUCUGCUAUGUUUACAUCAACUGAAAGUACAAAAAAGUAGCAGGAUUUUACAACUGGUAACAACACAUUUGUGCCUUUCAUCUCUGAAGUGUGCUACUGCACUUCAAUGCAUCAAUGCAUUCCUACAGGCAGGCACAGCGGAACAUCUAUUUCCAUAACAAACAGUCCUUAGUAAUGGAAGCAGGAUCAGAGAAGUUGCUGGUAUGCUUGAUUUAAACAAACAGGCAUGAUGUCACACACCUGAUGUGCAGGGCCAGGGUUAGGACCCAGACACUAAGGUUGCUUAUCUGCCAACAGAAUUUCAUACACAGAUAUGUAGUAGAAUGUUAACUUGCAAUGUGUCCGCUUUUAUACCAUGGACCAUUUGUUUAAUAUACAUUUUAAUCGCGUCCUGUUAAAACAUUUUCAUCUCCAUGAGGAGAAAACAUUCUGGAGUCCAACGGGUUGGUAUGACACCAUACUAUUCAUUACCAUACCGAAUCAGUGUUAGUAGAAGGCCGAGAUGUCUAGUACCAUGAGUACGUCAACAAGGUGUUAGUGCCUGUGAGGGGAGGGUCUGACUGGUGUGUACUGGUGGGGGCGCUCCACAAACCAUGCUUCUUAAAUCAGCCAACCAGGUUUGAACGUUACAGCUCUUGAAAUUAGCAAAAAAAUAUACUGUAAUGAGUUACCAAGAGCGUCAAUUAUUUAGACAAUUCAAAA